Talaromyces rugulosus is the source of this 690-nucleotide messenger RNA. RefSeq lists its product as uncharacterized. The record is from RefSeq and is a predicted model, not a curated record. The transcript has 2 exons. The coding region runs from base 1 to 690 and encodes 229 amino acids. NCBI's taxonomy places the organism in Eukaryota, Fungi, Ascomycota, Eurotiomycetes, Eurotiales, Trichocomaceae.
AUGGCUCCCCUUGCAAAAGCUACGGGGAAACCCCUUGUACAGGGACCCAAGGUUAACAAGGGAGCUAAUCCCAACGGCCCCAUGUCCAAAAAGAACAGGUGGAAAACGGUGAAAGAGUUGAAGAAUGAGAAGGAGACCAAAUCCCAAGGCCCACAUGAGGUGAAGAAAGUUAUUCCUCCGAGGACGAAACUCCCUAUGGUCGACCCUUCGGUACCGGGGGCGACGAGAAAGACCAUAGUGCCUAUGGAUCGCCCGGCUGUUUCGGGGACAGAGUCCAAAGAUAGUAUGAAGAAAGCAGUGGGACAGUUAAAGAAUAAGAAGAAGAAGAAGAAGAAGAAGAAGACCAAGCAGCCGCAAGGCAUACAAGAGGCGAAGGAGGUGAUUCCUACGAAGACGACGAGAAAGACUUUAGUGCCUAUGGUUCACCCGUCUGUCUCGGGGACGACGAAAUCGGGGAAGACGGAAAAGAUCACAGAGCCUAUCGCUCACCCAGCUGUGUCAGAGACAGUUAAACGCACACAACCCGGAAAGGAUACCACUCCGCCGAUCACUCUAUGGACUGAAUUGUUCAAGAGUAGCCGCGCUCCAAAGACGGUAGUUUUCCAUCCAGAGGGGGGAUUUUGUUACCCUCCUUUGAAAGGAGAGUACCCAGACGGAAAAGAGGUUGUGGAAGGGAAGUUGUCGAAUUGA